GAAAAACGAACACGUCCUGGUCCGAACGGACAACAUGACGGUAGUGUCGUAUAUAAAUCGCCAGGGUGGACUCAGGUCGAGCUCCCUGCACUCUAUGGCCAGGGAGCUCACCUUAUGGUCACAGCACAACCUGCGCUCGCUGAGAGAAGCGCAUGUGCCAGGCAUCGUGAACCAGGGAGCGGACAUGCUGUCCAGAGACAAGGUUCUCCCAGGAGAAUGGUCUCUCCACCCCCUGACGGUCCAGUGGUUAUGGCAAACCUUGGGCGAAGCAGAGGUCGACCUCUUAGCCUCCAGGGAAAAUGCGCACUGCCCUCUUUUCUUCUCAAAGAGCACGGACGCUUCGCCCAAGUCUGGCCGAGCCGCCCCUUGUAUGCUUUUCCCCCGAUCGCGAUGCUACCUCAGGUCAUCAGUCGGAUCAGGGAGGUGAAAUGUGCAGUGCUCCUGGUAGCCCCACUCUGGAAGAACCAGACGUGUUUUCCAGAACAGAUGCAGAUGAUGCAAUCUGCCCCAUGGCCAAUUCCGUUGAGGCUGGACCUCCUCAGGCAGGCCAACGGGAUGAUUCUUCAUCCCCGCCCCGAUCUGUGGGCCCUUCAUGCAUGGCCUCUCAACGGGUUCCAGAGAACCUCCCCAGCGGAGUGUUGAGAACCAUCACUGAGGCGCGAGCACCCUCUACGAGGCGCUUAUAUGCCCAAAAGUGGAAAGUGUUCAGUGACUGGUGUGAUACCAAGAGCUUGAACCCCAAAUCAUGCGAGAUACCAAGUGUACUCGCCUUUUUGCAAGAGCUGCUGGAGGCGGGCCGCACACCCUCCACGCUCAAAGUCUAUGUGGCUGCCAUAGCGGCGUCACACAAUCCUGAUAAAGGACGCUCAUUAGGGAAAAACAACCUAAUCAUUCAUUUCCUAAGAGGCGCUAGGAGGAUGAACCCUCCUCGCCCCCCCUCGGUACCGAUCUGGGACCUGGCCACGGUCCUGGACGCACUCAAGAGUGCCCCGUUCAAACCUCUCCGAACCGUGCACCUUGUGUCUGGUUGGGGUAUAUCCGUAUAG
This is a messenger RNA of Xyrauchen texanus (razorback sucker), 1046 nucleotides long. RefSeq lists its product as uncharacterized. The coding region runs from base 300 to 1046 and encodes 248 amino acids. Lineage: Eukaryota; Metazoa; Chordata; Actinopteri; Cypriniformes; Catostomidae. The transcript is spliced from 2 exons. The record is from RefSeq and is a predicted model, not a curated record.